CUGUGUUUCUGUCGUGACGUCACUUGUAAAAAAAAAAGACGUUUCCGCGUGCUCGGACGUGCGUCACACUUUUAUCUGUGGCCUAAUAAUUGAUCCAAUUACUCAUUUACUUAAUGUUUGAAUCACCGUGUGCUGCGUGAACCAAUAGCAGCGGCGGAUCUGAUCAGCUUCACUUGAACAUUGACCUCCUUUCUGAGUGUUUCACAAUGUUCAUGCUGUCAGCAGCGGAGCUGUGCAGGAUCCUCCCGGCUGAAACAAGGAAGCAGAAGGAGGGAGACUCUCUGGUUUUCUCGCUGCAGAAGGUGAAACAGUUUCAUCCGAGCCAAGAAUGAAGAGAGCUCUGUCAUUUGUGAUCACUGUGUAUGUGUCAGUGCCCGUCCUUCUCUACCUGUUCCCCUGGAUACUGGGACACGCCAUAUAUGCUCACCUGGUGAGGUUGCCAUUCUUCGUGGAUCUCGACCGGCCCGAGCACCUGCUGAACCACACAUGUAACUUCUACCUCAGCCCGGAGGAGGGCGUCUCAGUGGGCGUCUGGCAUACGCUCCCUGCCAGCCAAUGGGAGGAGGCCGCAGGGAAAAGCCCUGAGUGGUACCGGGAGACUCUUAGAGACGGCCGUCCUGUUAUUAUCUAUCUCCAUGGCAACACAGGGACCAGGGCCAUGAGUCACAGAGUGAAGCUGGUGAAGGUUUUGAGUGCGGCGGGAUACCAUGUCCUGUCUUUAGACUACAGAGGUUUUGGAGACUCAACCGGGGAGCCGACUGAAGCUGGACUGACCAGCGACACGCUCUUUCUGUACCAGUGGGCCAAGAACCAGAGCGGAGGAGGAUUUGUCUGUCUGUGGGGACACUCGCUCGGCACCGGGGUGGCGACCAACACUGCACUGAAAGUACAAGAGCAAGGGUCUGUCGUUGAUGCUGUAAUCCUCGAAGCUCCGUACACAAGAAUUGGAGAAGUUGCAGCCAACCAUCCGCUGGCUAAGAUGUACAGGUUCUUUCCAGGAUUUGAGAGCUUGUUUUUUCACAUAAUGGAGCUGAACAACAUUGUAUUCGCUAACGAUGAAAAUUUAAAGGCGCUGACCAGUCCGCUUCUGAUUCUGCAUGCGGAGGAUGACAGAAUUGUCCCGUAUCACAUGGGCCUGAAGCUGCACCAGAUUUCACUCGAGGCUAAGAAGAAAUCCAACACAGAUGUUCAGGUCCAAAUGGUCUCCUACAGUGCAAAACUUGGAUACAACCACAACAGCAUCCAUCUAGACCCCGAUCUGAUGAACGUGAUCGGUCAGGCGAGGUUUCGUAGUCGACAAAACACGUGUGGUGUCACGAUGAGAGCAGAGAAGAUCGAAGAUUGAAGAUGAAGAUUUAUUCAGAUAGAUGGCAACACGAGGAACAGGAGAACACAACAGGUGACUCUGGACGUAAAUAC
Messenger RNA from Acanthopagrus latus (yellowfin seabream), 1419 nucleotides. Its product is annotated as lysophosphatidylserine lipase ABHD12-like. Gene Ontology annotation, cellular component: endoplasmic reticulum membrane. Gene Ontology annotation, biological process: monoacylglycerol catabolic process; phosphatidylserine catabolic process. Gene Ontology annotation, molecular function: monoacylglycerol lipase activity; phosphatidylcholine lysophospholipase A1 activity. Lineage: Eukaryota; Metazoa; Chordata; Actinopteri; Spariformes; Sparidae. Bases 329 to 1345 code for a protein of 338 amino acids. The record is from RefSeq and is a predicted model, not a curated record. The transcript is spliced from 12 exons.